UUGUAUUCAAUUCUUUGCUCUUAGUCCCACAAACAGAAGCAACACAGCACUCUCCGUCAGCUCGUAGUAAAGCCUUCAGCAUGUGGGCCAUCACCGUCAUCUCUGUGGCCUGUCUGCUGGUCAGUCCAUCCCUGGCUGGGAUCAAAGACCUCAGCUCUCACUUCACUGACCCUGAACCGGACCCCAGAGGCUUUGAACCAGGGGGAGCAACGGAUAUGGAGGCCAUCCCCUUGGAGUUCCACAAAGAAAACACUGUCACUAAUGAUCUCAUUUUUGAUGGCUUCGAAGAUGAAGAUUAUAUUGAUUUUGACAAGAUUCUUGCUGCGGGUAAUGAUGACUACAUUGAAGGCGAUGAGAUAGAUGAGAUCGCCACACCAGCACCAGACAUUGACAUCUUCGCCGAACCAUCUGACCCAAAGAUCCGCCGUGCCAGACUCCUGAGGCUGUUCAACGGUCGUUCUCGCCUCCAGCGCCUCAACAUCGUCAACGCCCAUUUUGGUUUCAACCUCUAUCGAAGUCUUCGAAACGAUGUCAACCAGAGUGAUAACAUCCUGAUGGCACCUGCCGGGAUCUCCAUCGCCAUGGGGAUGAUGUCUUUAGGGGCCGGACCUGGAACCCACGAUCAGAUCUACCAAGCUAUGGGAUUCGCUGAGUUUGUCAAUGCCAGCCAUCACUAUGACAACACGACAGUGCAUAAGCUCUUCAGGAAGCUAACACACAGGCUGUUCAGGAGGAACUUUGGUUACACACUGCGCUCUGUAAACGAUGUCUACAUAAAGAAGGACGUCGCAGUGAAAGAUACAUUCCGUGCGGAGACAAAGGCUUUUUAUUUUGCGGAGCCGCAAUCAGUGGACUUCAAGGACCCUGCAUUUCUGAACAAGGCCAACCGCCGCAUCCUAAAGCUGACCAAAGGGCUGAUCAAGGAGCCGCUCAAGACUGUGGACCCAAAUAUGGUGCUGAUGCUGCUCAACUACCUGUACUUUAAAGGUACAUGGGAACAGAAAUUCCCAAAAGAAAUGACUCACUAUCGCAAUUUCCGAGUUAACGAAAAAACAAAUGUAAGAGUGCCAAUGAUGACCAACAAGGGGAACUAUCUGGCUGCUGCCGACCAUGAACUAGAUUGUGACAUCCUGCAGCUCCCUUACACAGGACAAAUCAGCAUGCUCAUUGCCUUGCCCAGGAAGCUCACUGGCAUGAGGACCUUGGAGCAGGAGAUCUCUCCCACUGUUGUCAACAAGUGGCUCAAAAACAUGACAAACAGGACUCGAGAGGUGGUGUUACCCCGUUUUAAACUAGAGCAGAACUACGACUUGAUUGCAAAUAUGAAGGAGAUGGGCCUCACUGACUUGUUCCAGGAGAGUGGAGAUUUCUCUGGAAUAACCUCUGAAAAGGUUUUCAUGAACUGGCUGAAGCACCAGGGAACAAUCACAGUGAAUGAAGAGGGGACUGAGGCUGCUGCUCUGACCCAGGUGGGCUUCAUGCCCCUUUCCUCUCAAAUACGCUUCAUUGUGGACCGUCCCUUCCUCUUCCUGAUCUAUGAGCACCGCACAGACUGUCUUGUGUUCAUGGGCCGAGUGGUCAAUCCUUCAAGAAACUAAACUUGACCCAAGAGCACUUUUGAACAGCUAAACCAUUCUCUACAAAUCCUAUGUUUGGUCAGAUAUUCCAACUAACACAAUGCUGAUUUCAAUAGAUUAAAUAGAUGUUGUUUUUCUAUUAACAACAUUUAAACUUCUUAUUAUUUCUCUGUGUUGUGAGUCUGUCGGAGUUAGUGAAUGAAUAUUUGUUAUCUGUCUGUUAAUGUUUUAUCUUGUGCAGUGAGGCUAGAGGAGAAAUGUGCUAAAAAUGACAUUGUGUAACUGCCAUAACCCCCAUGUUGUACUGUAAUAAUUGCAGAAACACUAUAGAAACAUGAAUAACACAAGGAAGGGGAUAAUAAAAUAACAUAUAAAACUA
Plectropomus leopardus (leopard coralgrouper) is the source of this 1956-nucleotide messenger RNA. RefSeq names its product serpin peptidase inhibitor, clade D (heparin cofactor), member 1 (gene serpind1). Gene Ontology annotation, molecular function: serine-type endopeptidase inhibitor activity. Gene Ontology annotation, biological process: blood coagulation; negative regulation of endopeptidase activity. The record is from RefSeq and is a predicted model, not a curated record. Lineage: Eukaryota; Metazoa; Chordata; Actinopteri; Perciformes; Serranidae.